CAAAGUUUGGAAGAGAUAGAUAAAACCUUAAUAUCUGCCUACUUUAAUCAUAUACGACAUAACUGAAACUCUUGAUGGUUCCCACUGAAAUUUUGAAAUAUCUGUAAGGUUAAAUAUUUUUGCAAGCCGCAUCUAAGUGCAUCAUCUAUAAGAUGUAGCAUCGAGGGGGCUGAAAUUUGCAUUCAAUGCCCAUCUAUCACAACUUCUGUUUGUUACCACUUCCUCAAACUCCUGUCCACCAUUCUACAAGUAUAAAUAUCAGAAAUGGAAAUUGAGUUUUCAUGAUCUUUUUUAAACAAGCAUUUUUUAACUGCUUCCUAUGAUUUUUUUCUCCUUUGGGUGUUUUCAAAAUUGAUUUAUCAGUAGAAAGAUUUUCAGUUCCAGAAUUUUGUUAGGUAUUAAGGUCGGGCUAACAGGUCAGUUAUUCCCACGUACCUUCUAUUUCAUUUUCUCGAUUAUCCUAAUGUUCCAAGCUGCUCAGUCUUCAAAUUGUCCAUGCAAUAGUUUCCUUUCUAAAAUGUAGCUGUUGAACAGAGAAAGAACAGUUCCAAAAUGACAGCAUAAAAAUAGAGAGGAAUGAUUUGUAUAAAACUCUAAUUGUCACUUUGUAUGACAUUUUAAAGGCAUUAAAUAUUUCAGACCCAUUAAGAAAAUUGUUAUUAUUGUACAAGUCACUUUAAAAGAAUAAAUUUACCCACCAGGCUGUUAAAGCCAAAGUAUUUCCUUUGAACAGUGAAUAAUCCGUAGUGACGUCCUUAUACUUUUAUACUGUAAUUAGAAUUAAUAACUUAAAUGUUGCAAAUAUUGCUUCUAAAUAGAACUACUGCUGUGUAUUUUGUGAAGUUGCUCCUUCUUAGGGUUGGAGAUCAGCUUUUGUGGCAGCAUGAUUCAUUUCCUGGCUAUAUGCUUUAUUGUUCUGACUUACCCAGGAAAGGAUGAACAAAAUUUUGUAGGGCAAUCUAUAAUCCUCACAGGUAUUAAAUUCUGUCAGUGUUUUUUUCUUGCGCAUACAUUUCCACUCCGUUGUGGCAAUUCUCAUCUUCAUUUUGAGGCUUCUCUAUUCUAGAUGUAUCAGCUACUAAUUGAGCAUUUAGCGCUACACAGAUAUGAUGUAUACAGAAAUGCAUUCAAGAAAAGAUCAAACCAGGAGGCUGCCUAUCUGCAGUUGGACUUUAAACUGCUUGCUUUUAAUAACUCUUAAAUAUAGAUCCCAAUGUAUAGGCUUGGUGUGAAUAUCAUUAAACCUUUCCCACUGUUCCCUUAAGCUUUGAAUGUUCACUGAUCUGUGAAGAUAGCAAACGGAUAAAUAAACUUAGACCUGGCAAAUCAGAGAGAUUUUAGAAAUAGAGCUAAUCUUGACUUUUUUUUUAAUGCAAAGAUUUAUGUUGCCUGGUAUAUUUAUUUUUUUAAAAGAAGAAGACAGAAAUUAAAAUAACACACAUAAACUGACUAGCAUUAUUUUUUAAUGAAUUAACAAGUGGUGGGGUUAUUAACGUGUAUCCUAGCCUGCUUGUCUUUCCACCUUCAUUUCCCAUUUGCUGGUAGUUGCAUGAAUUUUAUUUGGCCUGAACCCCAGAGUACAAAAGAGAGGCAAUGAAGAGAGAAGGCACCAAGGGAGAGGGACCCUAAGGGCUGAGAAAAUUGUUCCCACCACUCACUUUAAUCCAUGUAUUGUUUUUCUGAACCUUCCUUUCGGUGAGUGUUCAGCUAUGUUCAGUGUUGCCAAAAAGCAAGGAAGAUGAACCCUAAAAGGACUCUUUGGCUUGAGGCAACCAGAAGCCACUGGUGACCUUGUGAAAUCAGGUCCUGUAGAAAGGUAAGGAUACAGUUCAGAUGUCUGCUGGGUGAGUCGUGAAGGGGGACGCUGGGAAGGUUAGGAACUGGAAUUUAGUGGAAGUGGGCCAGUCUGUUAAGAAGCUCAGCAACCAUCGCUAGAAGUGGAGCUCCUCAGGGCCCUGUUUACCAAGGAACCUCCUAGAGUUGUUCAGUGCACAACCUGAACAAACAGAAGCCGGGACCUAGUAUUCGUAUUGUUUAUUCUUUGCAACACCUAACACAGAACGUAUCUGACAUUGAGAGCUAAUGAAUGGUCCCUGGAUAAGUGAAAGAAAGAACAUACAUAAAGGAGGGAAGAAAAGAGUUUUACAAAGAGUCUAUUGAUAAGAACCAUGUUUAUAUUUUGAAGGUUAUAUAGCGUUUUUGUUCAAUUUUAUUUUGAGAAUUAGGCAGAGUUAGAAACAGUAAUAAUAAUAAUACAACCUUGUACUAGCAUGAAGACUGAUGGCUUAUAGAGUCUUUUUUUCAUAUUCAUUAUCUAUUUCUUCAUGGAAAAGUGCAUCAUAGGACAAUUAGGAAAUAAUUGUAAAUUCAAGAACAUUGAAGGUGAGGCUUGAAAUAAAAAUGUAGAAGUUCUUAAAGUAGAUUUCUAACUAAUGUUAACUCAUGACGUUGUGUAACUAAAGAGAAAGACUAAAUUACACCCAGGAGUGGCCCUGGAUCAGAAUGGGUAAGCAGAAGUACAGCAUAUAUAGCCAUUUAUACAUCAUAAAAUCAUCCUGUUUCACCACAAUUCCGUGUGUAUCUGAGCUGUGUACAGCUCGGUGUAGUAUUCUAGGCUUCCUAUUUAAAGUUGCAUCAGAGAGCAGAAAUUUUAAGAAUUCCGAGAAGAGAUAUAUAGAUUAUUAAAGACGAAAGAAAUAGGAUCUACUAUAAAAUGUUCAAAUGGAACUUUGGUAAACCCUUAUUCAUUGGUUUAGAAUUCAUGAUGAUUCACAUAAUAUAGCUGCAUAAGGGGAAGGGCUGAUUUUAAUCAUUUCAAUUGUAAUUAUCUUUAAGAAGAGAGAUUUAAAUUUGGCUCCAAGCAUAACACCAGAUCUUCAUCAAAUACUCUUUGGUUUAUCUAGUUCGGCCUCCCUGAAGGGAAAGGGCAUUCUAACAAAAUUUUGGAGUGGUUAGUGCCUGACUUUUUGCAGCAAGGACAGAAUGAAAAGAAAUGCACCAACCCAUUCAGACUAAGUAAGCAGUGGAGGAGUUCGUUUAAAUAGCGGUUGUCAGAGGAAGUUAUGGAAUCUACUUCCCUGGAGAGUUUUUAAAAUAGGCAAGGCACUCAUCUUUCUGGGAUGAUUUCAGCCUGCCGAGUAGCUAAAGGACAGCCACAGACCCUCUCAGGUUCCCUUCUACCUCUACAAGUCUGUAGGCUAAAACAAUAUCCGAGAAGGCCUCUUUGGCAGGGCAAGCUACAGUCACCCAGGCUCAUGUCUAUCUAUGAUAUUUUCUCACCCCAUGGAAUGAUAAGUAUAGGAAGAAGGGUGGGGUCGGAAAGAUUCCUCAACCACACUCUGUUGGCAUUGCCAAGACAGGCAUUCCCUCUGCCAGCAUUGACUGAAUGCAAGAGGGAUGCCAGUGAGUACAGGAUGAUCAUGCUCGGUUGGAUUUCAUGUGUCCCAUUGUCUUACGGUGUGUGGUAUGUGUGUGUCUGAAAAUAGGAUAAGUAAAAUGAACUGGAAAGAAAAUUCAGUUAAAAAUUAGGAAAACAAAUGGGGAAAGAACCUGCAUAUUCUCUUGAGGUUAGACUGUAACAUCAAGCAUUCGAUCCUAACAUUUAGCAUUUGAUUUGAAAGGUUCCUUUUGGGUCCGAGGCCUACCCUAUCCAGGAUUGUGGUCUGUUGUGAGCAGAUGGGGUUUCCCUCUUAGAAAAUGAGCUUGGUUCCAGUUUCCUAGAGCCUUUGGGUAAUGGCCGGUUGCUCACAAGAGCUGAGGAGACAGCGUAGCUGACAGGCACAGUCAGAGGCAGCUUUAAAUAUCACGCACCCUAUCAUUGGGUGGGUGGGAGUGUUGUCGCUCACUGUGCUUCCACUUCAACAAAGAAAGUGGUGAGUUGCCAGAAAACAAGGAUGCUCCGUCUUAAGCAUUAUGCUGAAUUCUUUUUAGAGAAGUGGUUCUUUAAUGAAGAAUUUUAGCCAAAAAUAUUUUCCAAAUUUAUUUAGAAAAUUUAUUUAUCCAAGGAAAGUAAUUUAAGCAUUGUAGCAGGUAACUAGAAUCUGUAGAAUGAGAACAACUUUCUCUAACAAAAAUCAAUCUUCUUUAUUCAUCAAGUGGUCUCAGGUGCCCUGUGUGGGGUGGGGGCUUUGCCAAUGCCACAGUUAUGCAGGCUGCUCAGAGAAACACUGGACCUGGCAACCUACUGCCCAGCUAAUUUAUAACCAGGUGACAGGUGGUGAAACUAUGAUUUUGUUCUUUUUAAAUGGUUCUUUCCUUCCCAUAAGUGCUGCUUUUUGGAAAGGUCACUUUCGUUUUCUUUAGGAAAAUGAGCCUUUUCUUUCUCUCCCAAAUGCUAAGUUGCUGCCCUUCCCCAGAAGUCUUCCUAUUAAUUGAGUUGGCCUGAAGGUCAUCAACUAUAAUCAAUAUGAAGGGUUGCUGCGAGGUGCUAAUUUACACUCCCAAAGAGGAAUAGUGUCAACAAUCAAUAAAGAGGACAGAGCACUGGUAGAUUUAUGGCUUUGAUUUUGAAAAGGUAUGGGAAUGCCCAGUGAUGUUUUCCUCCCCCCCGGUACUCCUUUUGAAUGUUAAUGCUUUCUUGAAGAUGAUUUCAGACACACUGCUAGGAUACUGCCUCUACUCACUGAAGCAGAAUCCUCUGAAGAGUUGCUGAGGCAGAACUGAAAUCAUGGCUCACCUCAAAGAAGCAGCAGUAUUGGCCGUUAACGAUGCCUCAUACAGAAAGACGGUGCUCCUUUAACUCGGGGUUUUAAUGGGAAGUUUCUAAGCCUGAAACAACAGCUUUAGACCUGGGGUGUGCCAUCAACUGCCUUGCAGCUACCACUGUCUACUGCUUUCACACAGCGUGGUCGGGAAGAAUGGAAACUAAAGAGGCUCGUAACUACCUGUAACUGUUCCACCAGGACAUGGAUCAAGUGUUUGUUCAGCCAGAGCCAGUAUUAAAAUUAGACUUUAUUUCCUGAGCACCCACAAAUGGACCUGACAAAGGGAAGACACAGAUGUACUGUGUGAUGGGGAACGUCUGUCAGGAUUAAAAUAUGGCCAUAACUCAGCCUCUCCAGAGUGCAGCCACCAUGACCACUGCAGAUUGAUAAUGGAAGAAAAGGAAACCAGGAUAUCCUGUGCUCUGGCUUCCCUGGACCAUGGAUGGAGGACAGCCCAUCCCUUCAUCCCUAGUGCCCCUUGGGAACAUAUCAGCAGAUUCUAGCAUGUCCCUGGAGCAGAAAACGACAUUUGUUUUUGUGAUUUUGUUGUUUAUCUUCUUGGGCAUUCUCAUUGUCCGGUGCUUCCGGAUUCUUUUGGAUCCAUAUCGAAGCAUGCCAACCUCUACCUGGGCUGAUGGACUUGAAGGCCUGGAGAAAGGACAGUUCGACCAUGCCCUUGCUUAGAAGGGAUGGCGUGGGAUCUCCUCCUGAGGAGAUGAAGUGCUCUGUGUCUUGGCGAGGAUUCCCUUUAUGUAGUGUUCUCAACAAAUCAAAUUUAAACAAUAUUUGGUCCCAGGACCAUAAUCCAUUAUUCCAUAAAUAUGCAGUUGGAUUAAAGGCAUUUGAGGAUGUUGGAAAUGGACAUUUAUAUAACUAACCCAACAUAAGAAGGUUUAAAUUUUUAUGUUUGCUCAAUGAAUGAAUACUCUUAAACUUGUGUGAUUGUGAAACCAAGAGCGUCAAUACUGACAUAGAUUUGCCAUCAAACAAACACCACCUGAUCUGACUAAAGUAUAAAAGACUAGAAAGGAUCUCAUAUGAAUCUGGUGACAAGAUCAGGAAGAGAUUUCCUUGCUCUAAUUAUGUUUAUAUUUGUUUUAUUUCAUGCGCAUCUAUCUGGGUCCUGAGCAGAAUGAGGAAGAUUGCGCUGAAUGGACCCAAAGUAGUUCCUUGUUUUCUCCUAAAGCAGGGAGCAUUGGGAAGCAAUGGUAAAGCUUAAGAGAUGGUUCUGUCCUUGGUAAAUGUGAGUGAGAAUUGCGUUUUGUUUUUCAAGUAAAGUUUAAUUCAAAGGCUAUAGAGUUUUAAAAACUAUUUACCAAGCCAACUACAUUAUAUGUAUUCAUAUUAAUAACAUGUGUAGAGGUAGCUAUACAUUACUUGAAUUUACUCUUUACACAAAUGAUUUAAAUAAUAGGCUGCAAGUGCAGCUUCAAGUUUUUUUUUUAAUGAAAAGUUAAUUGUUUAGAGGAGAAGACUUUUAUAGUCUUCAGAGGAAUGUGUAUUUAUGAUUGUAUGUAGUCACCAAAUAAAACUUUUCAAGAAA
Rhinopithecus roxellana (golden snub-nosed monkey) is the source of this 6246-nucleotide messenger RNA. It is a transcript of the gene CTXN3, whose product is annotated as cortexin 3. The transcript has 3 exons. The record is from RefSeq and is a predicted model, not a curated record. NCBI's taxonomy places the organism in Eukaryota, Metazoa, Chordata, Mammalia, Primates, Cercopithecidae. The coding region runs from base 5142 to 5387 and encodes 81 amino acids.